CGGCGCGGCGUGGGUGCAAGCAAGCGUCCGAAGCGUCCUGCCACUCGCGUCGCCCCUAAGAAGUCACAGAGCUUGACUACCUCCCUCUACCAACGCAGCAGCUCAGCCGACCACGAGGCCGCCGGUCCCUCUCCUCCCUCUGUCUCUCUUCCCUGCCGGAUCCCCAGCGCUCCGCCGCUGGUCUCUCGGUCUAGUGCGGUGGAGAUCCAUCGGUGCGCGUGGAUUGGUUCCUUCUCUUUGUCGAGCUGGCGAGGGAGCAGAAGAGGGCAUUUCUCGCCUUGAGGAUGGGCAAUCUGCAGCAGCUCCACUAUUAGCGUUGGGAUCUUUGACAUGGCCGAGGGGGAGAGGUUUCGCGGUAUAGUAGGAGGUGGCGUCGGCAACAGGAUGCAAGACAAUGAGAUCAAUGGCUUCUACAGCAUGCCCUAUUACCACAAAAUUUGGGAGGGCUCCCACAUGUCUGUGGACAGCGCUGACGGGCUCAACCUGGCCAAUUGCGCCGGUGGUUCUGUUGCCAUGUCAGUGGACAACAGCAGUGUGGGAUCGAACGAGUCUCGCACAGUCAUACUUAAGCAUCCAGGCCUCCGUGAUGCCCCAACUACAAGCUAUUCAGUUGGCAAUAGUGUCUUCCGCCCGAACCGUGUGGCUGCACACACCCUAAAUGAGGAUGCGUUGGCUCGGGUUUUGAUGGACCCAAAUCAUCCGACUGAGAUACUAAGUAGUUACGAGCAGUGGAAUAUUGAUUUGGGGAAGUUGGACAUGGGGGGUCCUUUUGCUCAAGGAGCCUUUGGGAAGCUGUACAGGGGAACAUAUAGUGGAGAAGAUGUCGCCAUUAAGCUGCUGGAGAAGCCAGAGAAUGACCCGGAAAGAGCACAUUUGAUGGAACAACAAUUUGUGCAAGAAGUUAUGAUGUUGUCUAGGCUGAGUCACCCGAAUAUUGUAAGGUUUAUAGGGGCAUGCAGGAAAUCAAUUGUUUGGUGCAUUGUUACAGAGUAUGCAAAAGGUGGCUCAGUCCGGCAGUUCCUGGCGAGAAGGCAGAACAAGUCAGUGCCUUUGAGGUUGGCUGUCAAACAGGCGUUGGAUGUAGCCCGGGGAAUGGCUUAUGUGCAUGCCUUGGGAUUUAUCCACAGAGAUUUGAAGUCAGAUAAUCUUCUAAUUGCGGCAGACAAGUCCAUUAAGAUUGCUGACUUUGGAGUUGCUCGUAUCGAGGUGAAAACUGAAGGGAUGACACCAGAGACAGGAACCUACCGCUGGAUGGCACCGGAAAUGAUCCAGCACAGGCCCUAUGACCAUAAAGUUGAUGUUUAUAGUUUUGGCAUUGUCUUGUGGGAGCUUAUAACCGGCAUGCUUCCCUUUACAAACAUGACGGCUGUUCAGGCAGCUUUUGCUGUUGUAAAUAAGGGUGCUCGUCCGGUAAUCCCUCAAUAUUGCCUGCCUGCUCUAAGCCACAUCAUGACUCGUUGUUGGGAUGCGAACCCUGAAGUUCGUCCACCAUUUGCUGAGAUCGUCUCCAUGCUUGAGAGUGCUGAGAUGGAGAUUGUGAGCAAUGUCCGUAAAGCGCGCUUCCGCUGCUGUAUGUCUGAGCCCAUGACCACCGACUGAAGUGGAAGCGGGUAGAUGACCACAAAUGGGGUAAGAGGAGAAAGGAGGGAAGAAAGGAGAAAGAGCCAAUCUCAAUGUAUUCACCGUAUCGGUGCUAGGGGUCUGCAGAAGUCCCUAGGAUUUGAGCUUCUGUGUUGUAUUCUAUCUUGUGUAAGUUGCACAGCUGAAGUAGUCUCUACCGAAAGUAUAGAUGAUGUUGCCUUGUAUGUUAACAAGAUCUAAUGGAGCUUUCAUGUUAAUAACAUCUGCUUGUUCUUGUA
Phragmites australis (common reed) is the source of this 1859-nucleotide messenger RNA. RefSeq names its product serine/threonine-protein kinase STY13-like. The transcript has 3 exons. The record is from RefSeq and is a predicted model, not a curated record. Bases 331 to 1599 code for a protein of 422 amino acids. Lineage: Eukaryota; Viridiplantae; Streptophyta; Magnoliopsida; Poales; Poaceae. Gene Ontology annotation, biological process: protein phosphorylation. Gene Ontology annotation, molecular function: ATP binding; protein kinase activity.